Molecule: messenger RNA, 3189 nt
Organism: Closterium sp. Naga37s-1
Lineage: Eukaryota; Viridiplantae; Streptophyta; Zygnematophyceae; Desmidiales; Closteriaceae
Source: the annotation of a GenBank genome assembly
AUGUGCUUGCGUCUGUAUUAUCCUCGUUUGGGUGACAGCAUAGCAGUCAACGGCACAUGCCUGACAGUCACCACAUUCGACUCCUCCUCCUUUGUAGUCGGCCUUGCGCCCGAGACUCUCCGGCGCACCAACCUGGGGGACCUUAAGGAGGGCUCGCCUGUCAACCUCGAGCGCUCCCUGCGGGCCGACAGCCGCUUGGGUGGACACUUUGUGCAGGGUCAUGUGGAUGGCACGGGCGUCAUUACGAACAAGCGGCCAGAGGGUGAUUCGCUCUGGCUCACCGUCCAGUGUGACCCCUCACUGCUCAAAUACAUUGUCCCCAAGGGCUACAUUGCAGUGGACGGAACCAGCCUUACAGUGGUGGAGGUCAAUGAUGAGGAGAGCUGGUUCACCUUCAUGCUAGUUGCAUACACGCAGCAGAAGAUUGUGGUGCCGGGCAAGCAGAUUGGGGAUCGAGUGAACCUUGAGGUGGACAUUGUCGGCAAAUAUGUUGAAAGAGUGAUCGCGCCCGCAUAUAAUAUCCGCACCUGCAUUCACCUCCUACGGCCUGCGUGUCCCCGCUUCGUUUCCCCCGUUCCCCCCACGCUGCCCCCGCCGCUGACCGUCCCCCUUCCCUUCCCCAUUGCCCCAGCAGCGCCGGCGCUGAGUCAAACGGUGUUGGAGGCAUUGGCGCGCAACGAUCAGUUCCACGCGCACGUUUCCGCACUCGCUGCUGGCGGCGCUGCGCCGGAGCCCCCCGACGGCGCGGGUCCCUCUACUUCCGGCCGCACAUCCGCGUACCUCCGCCGUCUCCUGGGACUCGCGGGGGCGCCGCGGAGCACCAGCGUCUCCGCCAAUAACAGCUCCGCGGAGUCCUCCCCCCGCGCGCUCUUCCACGACUUCGAUGGGCGGAGCGGCCCCCCGUCGGCGCAGUCGUUGGCUGCAGCAGCAGGAGCCGGAUCGCGAGGGGGAGCGGGAGCGGGAGCGGGAGUGGGAGGAGUUCCCGUGCUAGGCGGAGUAAUGGGCCGUUCGCGGAAAGAGCGCAGCGUCUCCCCGAUCCCCGCGGCUUCCCGCCUCUCCACCUCCGCCGAUGCUUCUCGUGCGAAAGCGCGCCAGCACGACCCCAAGGCGCUUGCGCACGCCGCCCUGGCGGCCGUGACGACCGGCAGCGCUGGCGGCGCCGGCGGAAACUCCACCGCAAGGCACGGCGGCAGGGAGCGGGGAGACGCGCUGCGAGCGCAGAGCGCGAACGAGCACCUCCGCCUUAACUCUCACGGCGGUAACAGAAGCCGCGUGGUGCCGGUUAACGCGUCGCUGAAUACGAGCGACUCGCCGGACGCGCAUAACGGCUCCGCCUGCGCGGCAGAAAUCGUGGGCGGGCGAUCAGGCGGCGGAGCACAAGCGGCGGAAGGAUUAGGCGGAGAGUGUCGGCCGCGCGCGGCAGGAGGCACUACUGCUGGCGGAACCACGACCGCGGAAACCAUGGACGGGGGCGGGGAUGGCGCAAGACCGAUAGCCCUAGGGAACGGGCUUGGGGCGGAAUCGGGGGCAGGAACUGGGGAGGCGGCGGGCGCGGCGGUGGGCUUUUCCGCGGCCGGGCGGAGCGCGGGAGGCAACAGUGCCGCGCAAGAGAGCGCGAACUUCCCGCCUGAGGAAGCGGCUGCAGGCGGAAUGGGCGCAGCAGCGGUUCCUGCGGGGACCGCGCGGAAGAGCAGCAGCGUCGCCUCUACGAUCAGCGGCGGGAACUCCGCGCGAGUGAGGCGCAGCCACGACAAGAAAGGGAUCUCUGCCACGUCAUCAGGCGCCUCGACGAGCAACCCGUCUCUCCGUGGAGGCGAGAGCAGGAGUCGAGCCGCCAAGGGACACGGACACCCAACGCAGCAGCUGAUGCAAUCAGCGCAAGCGGCGCAGCCGGGAGGUUUGGAGGAAGUCGGGACAGGAGGGCGGAAGAAUGGCGGAGCGGGAGCUGCCGAUGGUGCGGUGGGUGGCGGCAUUUGGCAGCUUGUGCGCGAGGACGGGCAGGAGCACAGCCCGGUGUCAACACUGGACUUCAGUCAGGCUGCCCGACCAGCUGGGGAGACAGAGGCCGAGGGGCGAGAAGGGAACUGGGUGCCGACUAUACCGCCUGUGUCAGCCUCUCUGUCCUCCGUGCGGCCAUCUAAGGCUGUGGUGCUGCCAGGAGACGUGAUGCCGCGGGUGCUGUCUCCACCGCCGCAUGCACUCGCCGAUGAUCCCGCCUCCUCUGGUGCCGCCCACAUCAACCACAGCACGGGAGUUGGUGGCAGCACAGGCAGCACGGACCAAACCGGGCAUAGAGCAUCGGGCAUGGGCUCGGGUGUGACCAUGGGUGCAAGUGCAGGCGCAUGCAUGCAGUCAGGCGUUCCUAUGCAUGCAAACGGCAUGAUGGGCGGCAUGGGGGGCAUGGGAGGAAUAGGAGGCAUGGAUGCAGAGGGCAUGGAGCAAGACCUAGACUACGUGCGCCACAUCCUCAUAGCAGCUGGCUUCGCCGGUCCUCGCCUCCCCCCGCUCGACUCACAAGACCGCCCCAUCCCGCCGCACAUCUUCCCUCACUUGGAAUCCAGCAUCGUUGCCGCCGCAUCCCCUCGACCGCUACUUUCCUCGGCAUUCCCUCCCGGAAGCACACAGGCUGAGGAGCGGCGGCAGCGCCGGCUACUGUUUGACGCGGUGAACGAAGCACUGGGAAGACGGCUGGGGCCGUAUGUGGAGCUCCCGGUCUGGGCUGAGGGGCUGCGGGAGCCGCUGGUGCGGCCACGGCCGGUGGGGCUGGCUCUGCUGCAGGAGGUGUGGGGGGAGAUUCACGACUGGCCUGUGGCGGCGUCGGAAGAGGUUUAUGAUAUCCUGGAUGAUGCGGCGCGGCGGGAUAUGGGGAGGGGUGUGGACCGCUGGGUGGAUGUUAUUGAGGAGAUGGUGGGGGUGGUGAGGGAGGUGGAGGAAGCUGUGACGAUGCAGUUGAUUGGUGAAGUGGUUGGGGAGAUGACGGAUGUUGAGAGGCAGAGGAAGGCUCGGCGGAGGAAUACUACUGCUGCUGGCGGCGGCUCGUCGGCUGGUGGUGGUUCUGCGCCUGCUACCCCAACAAGGAGGCUUCUGAGGUCUAGUAGUGGGGGAGGGCUGUCGGUGCAGGAAUUGGUGGGAGGAAAGAAUGGAAACCCUCUAAAGGGAUUUCGGUGGCUGGGAAGAAGAGGGCUUUAG